AUGACUACUCCCAAGAAUGUUGUUUUCGACGUUGUCGGCACGCUCGUCUCAUACGAACACCUCUUUGAGGCCAUUGACGAACGACUUGGUGAGAAGCUCCGGGCCCGAGGUAUCCUCCCCAGACUUCUCGGAUGGUGUUGGCUGGAGGUAGCCGAGCGCGAGUACACCUAUCUUUCCAUGUCUGGGCGUUACGUGGUGUUCUACAAGGUCUUUACAGCUUUGUUCUAUCGAUGCCUCCACUACGCUGGCAUUGAGAACCCCCGCUCAUUCGCAAGCGACGAAGACGUGACUUACCUGAUUGAUGAGUGGAAAAAGCUUCAGUUGAGAGAAGGAGCCGCUGAGUGCAUUACUAAGCUUCGAAAUGCUGGUUUCACCGUAUGGUGCUUCACGGCCGGCGACAUUGCUCGUGUGGGAGGCUACUUUUCUCGUGGCGGGGUCGAUAUGCCCGCUGAAAACCUGCUCUCGUGCGACACUUCCGGGUUGGCCAAACCGACCCCAGAAGCUUACACCCCUAUCUUGGAAAAGCUCUCCGCCGGCGGUGGUAAGCCCUGGUUUGCGGCAGCGCAUCUGUGGGAUGCGUCAACAGCAAAGACCGUUGGAUUCAAUGCGGCAUACUGCACUGCCAUGGAAGGAGAGGCGCUACCUGAGAUCUUCGGAGAAAUGGAUGUAGUGGCAGAAACACUACCCGCUAUGGCAGAUAAGAUGAUUGCCACCUUGGAAAAAUAG
This is a messenger RNA of Colletotrichum spaethianum, 726 nucleotides long. RefSeq names its product 2-haloalkanoic acid dehalogenase. NCBI's taxonomy places the organism in Eukaryota, Fungi, Ascomycota, Sordariomycetes, Glomerellales, Glomerellaceae. The transcript is spliced from 2 exons. Bases 1 to 726 code for a protein of 241 amino acids. The record is from RefSeq and is a predicted model, not a curated record.